AUGACUAGUCCGCCUCAUACACCAGAACAUAAUGGUAUUGCAGAGAGACGUCAUCGACAUAUAGUCGAAACGGGUUUAGCCCUUAUGUCUCAUGCAUCGAUGCCGCGGUCCUACUGGACAUAUGCCUUUGGUACGGUGGUUUAUCUUAUCAAUCAUAGAUCAACAUCAAAAGUAUACACAUCGAGACAUGUUGUCUUUCACGAGUCUGUUUUUCCUUUUGCAACUCCAACACCAAUUCAGAUCGCAGACACCUCUUCAUCGGAAAACAUCACCGAAUAUGCACCAGCGACGUUUCCCCCUGUCACAAUUAUCUCUCCUCCACCGCUUGGACCAACACCACCCCCAGACACCAUCGCCGCUGUGACUACGUCCACAGAAGCUCCAUCCUCAUCAAACGCAGAAGAACCUACUACCGUCACAACCCCGUCAGAACAGAGUACCUCUGUUUCUGAGAAUUCUACGACGUCAAAUACGUCGUCAUCGGAUUCGGGAAACACUGAUCCUACACCAGCUCCCUCUCCGCCUAUGCCAGUUCCAUCUCCAUCUCCAUCUCCGCCUCUGCCAGCUCCAUCUCCAUCUCCGCCUCCUCCUGCACCAGCACCAACACGCACGAGUAACAGAACAAGAAAACCAGUUCAAAAACUGAACCUCCAUACCACUGUGUCACACUUGACGGAUACUAUCCCGGCGACAGUAGCUGAAGCUCUUAAAAAUCCUCUUUGGCGCAAAGCUAUGAUUGACGAAAUUAAUUCACAUAUUCGUAAUCAUACUUGGCAUCUUGUUCGUAAUAUUGAUGUUGACAAUAUUGUAGGUAACAUGUGGAUAUUUACGAUCAAACGUAAACCCGAUGGCUCGGUUGAGCGGUACAAGGCACGAAUCGUAGCUAAAGGCUAUAAUCAACGACCUGGUAUUGACUAUCAUGAAACCUUCAGCCCCGUUGUCAAACCGGCGACCAUCAGGAUCGUGCUUAGUACAGCCGUGUCUCGCAAUUGGCCUCUACAACAGUUUGAUGUGAACAAUGCAUUUUUACAAGGACGGCUUGAGGAUGAAGUCUACAUGAAACAACCCACUGGAUUCAGAGAUAAAGACAAUCCCGACGCUGUAUGCAAACUCAACAAAGCAAUAUAUGGUCUCAAGCAAGCACCGAGGGCAUGGUACAAUGAGCUGCGGACUUUUCUCUUACAAGCUGGUUUCACGAACUCGGUUGCGGAUGCCUCCCUAUUCAUUUAUAACAAAAAUGGAAUCCUUCUCUACAUGCUUGUCUAUGUUGACGACAUCAUCAUCACUGGAAACAGUCCACCUCACAUUUCCCGGUUUAUCGCUUCUCUCUCUCAACGUUUUUCUCUUAAAGAUUUGGGCACUCUCUCUUAUUUUUUAGGCAUUGAGGUUACUAGAACUCAGAAUGGUCUUCACUUAUUCCAACAUCGUUAUAUUGCAGAUUUACUCCAUAAGCUGAACAUGACAAAUGCAAAGGCCGUAACCACACCAAUGGAAGCUAGCUUGUCACUUACGUUACUCUCGGGAACAGCAUUAGAUGACGCCACAGAGUACCGUAUGGUGGUGGGAAGCCUCCAAUACCUGUCACUUACAAGACCAGAUAUCUUUUUCUCAGUCAACAAACUAGCUCAGUUCAUGCAUCGCCCUACAAAUGAGCAUUGGAAAGCCGUGAAGCGUGUGUUGCGUUAUCUCUCCGGGACCAAAAGCCAUGAUAUCUUUCUUCAUGCCAACAACAAACCUGAUCUUCAUGCAUUUACCGAUGCAGAUUGGGCGGGAAAUAAAGAUGACUACACUUCUACUAGUGUUUAUGUUGUUUAUCUCGGAAGUCAUCCUGUUGCUUGGUCCUCAAAGAAACAAACAGGGGUAGCUAGAUCAUCAACCGAAGCUGAAUAUCGAGCGCUAGCAGCAUCCACGUCGGAGAUAUGCUGGAUCUCAUCACUUCUCUCUGAACUUGGUCUAUCAAGCAGCUCCAAACCUGUGAUCUACUGUGAUAAUAUUGGCACCACUUACCUUGCCGCCAAUCCUGUCUUCCACUCCAGAAUGAAACAUAUUGCUUUGGACUUCCAUUUUGUCCGACAAUUUGUGCAAAGUGGUCAGCUCCGCGUCACUCAUGUUACAUCCGCUGAUCAGCUCGCCGACGCGCUCACAAAACCACUUCCACGAUCGCGGUUCCAAACCCUCUCGGUCAAGAUCGGACUCUCCAAAGGCCGUCCAUCUUGA
Molecule: messenger RNA, 2217 nt
Organism: Microthlaspi erraticum
Lineage: Eukaryota; Viridiplantae; Streptophyta; Magnoliopsida; Brassicales; Brassicaceae
Source: the annotation of a GenBank genome assembly